UACAUUUGAUUCAGAACAAAGAUUUCAAAUAGAGAGAGAAAGAGAGUAAACAACUAUCGCGUGGAGAGAGAGAGGGAGAAAGCUGAUUGUAAAACCCCGAGCUUGAAGACAUGGGGACUCAUCUUCUCCUUCUUCGACACUGACCCAAAAACACCGAUGAAUUUGAAGCCGGCGGUACCACCACAUUAUCUGGCAGACCCAUCAGAGCGUCACAAUCAUUGAUUUUCAAGCAAGCGUCCUCAAUCCAAGGCCUAGAACUCACUGUCAUUCUGCAUCUCAUAAAAUCCCUCUUCCCCCAAAUUCUCUCACCCAAAAACGCCAUCUUCUUCUAAACGAAAACCAGAGAAGAAAAGCUCACAGUCCUAUUAAGAUGUCUCAAAACUGGAGAAAUCAUGGCCUUUUAUUAGCGCUCCCCUGAAGGGAUUUACCCUAAAUUUGGUCAUAUUUUGAUUUUGAAAUCGAUAUUAGAGAAACAAUAAUUUAUGAAUUUUUUAGUGAAUAAUGUGCCAGGAUUUUGACCGAGAUUCCCUGUGUUUUGGUUUCCCAGCGUCGGUUUUCUGUUGUCUUGGUUUUCCGGUUUUCUGUUGUCUCGAUUUUCAAAUCGAUUAUGCUUGGUUAAGCAAGUGACCGAAGGUUGAAUCUGGGAUGACAUCUUUGCUCUGCAACUUGUGGUGUUGCAUUUUCUCUUGAAUUGAGAUUCAGGCAUGAAGCAAUAUUUUUCUCAUAAUUAGUGGAACACUGGUUGAAUCUCUGUUCUCAUACUCAGCUGUGAAACCUCUAUCCUUCCAUUUGAUUUUGUAGCUAAGAGCUCCAUCACGUCAGUUCAAGGGAAUGACCAUUUGCUGGUCUUUGAUCGGAUCAUAUCUCUGCAAAUUCUUCGUUUGAUUUUGUAUUUGAAACCUCAACCAUGGCGGCUGUGACUGAAGCUCCGUUUCCAAACGAGAUAUUGGAGGAAGAGAAUUCCCCCGGACCAGAAGUUGCAGUGCUUUUUGUCGGUUUAUCUCUGGUUCUUGGCAUAGCUUCGAGGCACUUGCUAAGAGGAACUAGGGUCCCUUACACAGUUGCGUUGCUUGUGCUUGGCAUUGGCCUUGGAUCUCUCGAAUAUGGUACCAAACAUGGACUGGGGACAUUGGGCGCUAGCAUUCGUGUUUGGUCUGAUAUUAAUCCCAAACUCCUAUUAUCCGUUUUUCUUCCUGCUCUACUAUUUGAGAGUUCAUUUGCCAUGGAAGUACACCAAAUCAAGCGAUGUUUGGCACAGAUGGUGCUUCUUGCUGUUCCUGGGGUUCUAAUUUCGACCUUUUGUUUGGGAAUUGCUUGUAAAUUGUGGUUUCCAUUUGGCUGGAAUUGGAAAACAUCUUUGCUGCUAGGAGGGCUUCUUAGUGCCACAGAUCCUGUUGCCGUUGUAGCUCUGUUAAAAGAACUUGGUGCAAGCAAAAAAUUGAAUACUAUAAUUGAGGGAGAGUCGUUGAUGAAUGAUGGGACAGCUAUCGUGGUAUACCAGCUUUUCUUUGAGAUGGUUGUUGGUCAGAGCUUCGACACUGCAGCAGUGGUCAAAUUUCUAACUAGAGUAUCACUUGGAGCUGUAGCUGUUGGUCUUGCUUUCGGCAUUGUAUCUGUUGUGUGGCUCAGAUUUAUUUUCAACGACACUGUCAUAGAAAUCACUUUGACACUUGCAGUGAGCUACAUCGCAUACUUCAUUGCUGAUGAUGAAGUUGAAGUGUCCGGAGUUUUGACAGUAAUGACUGUUGGAAUGUUCUAUGCUGCAGUGGCUCGAACAGCUUUCAAGGGUGAAAGCCAACAAAGCUUGCAUCAUUUCUGGGAGAUGGUUGCCUACAUCGCAAACACUCUUAUCUUUAUCUUAAGUGGGGUUGUUAUAGCUGAGAGCGUGCUUCGAAGUGGAAUCCAUGUUGAAAACCAAGGAUCCUCAUGGAUGUACCUCUUACUCCUUUACGUCUUUGUUCAAGUGUCUCGUGCUAUAGUUGUGGGACUAUUAUAUCCUGGCCUGCGAUGCUUUGGCUAUGGUCUGGACUGGAAAGAAGCUACUGUUCUCGUAUGGUCAGGUUUACGGGGAGCUGUGGCUUUGUCAUUAUCAUUAUCUGUUAAGCGCGCUAGUGACAAAUCUAGUACAUCUUUCCUCCAAGAAGAAACUGGUGAUCAGUUUGUUUUCCUUACCGGUGGAAUCGUGUUCUUGACACUUAUUUUGAAUGGAUCAACUACCCAAUUUGUUCUACACUUUUUAAACAUGGACAAACUCUCAGAUACAAAGAUACGAAUUUUGGAGUACACAAGGUAUGAGAUGAUGAAUAAGGCCCUAGAAGCCUUUGGAGAGCUUGGAGAUGAUGAAGAGCUUGGACCUGCUGAUUGGCCAACAGUGAAAAGAUACAUUGCAUCCUUGACUGAUGCUGAUGGAAGACAGGCACAGGCUCACCAUACAUCUGAGAGUCAGCAUUAUCUACACAACAUGAAUGUAGGAGACAUUCGAGUGCGCCUCUUGAAUGGGGUUCAGGCUGCAUAUUGGGGAAUGCUCGAAGAAGGAAGGAUAACUCAAACUUCCGCUAUUCUUUUGAUGCAGUCAGUUGAUGAAGCAAUUGAUCGGGUACAUGAGCAACCAUUGUGUGACUGGAAAGGCUUGAAAACAAAUGUUCAUUUUCCAAACUACUACCGGUAUCUCCAAAUGAGUCAUUUGCCACAAAAGCUGGUCAUAUAUUUCACCGUGGAAAGGUUAGAGUCCGCUUGUUGCAUUUGUGCUGCAUUUCUACGUGCUCACAGAAUUGCAAGGAGACAACUUCAUGAAUUCAUUGGAGAAAGUGAGGUUGCUGCUGCUGUCAUUCAGGAAAGUGAUGCAGAGGGGGAUGAAGCUAGAAAUUUCCUAGAAGAUGUUCGCCUUUCAUUCCCUCAGGUUCUACGUGUGGUGAAGACACGACAGGUCACAUACUCCAUACUGUCACAACUGAGUGAGUACGUACAAAAGCUUGAAAAAUCGGGAUUAUUGGAACUUAAGGAGAUGAGUCAGCUCCACGAUGCUGUGCAGACUGAUCUGAAAAAGCUUCUGAGAAAUCCUCCUUUAGUAAAGAUGCCUAAAAUUAGUGAUAUACUAAGCAUGCAACCUCUGCUUGGGGCACUUCCUUCUGAUAUACGCCAACUUCUCGAGAACUCCACGAAGGAGAUGAUGAAAUUGCGUGGGGUCUCACUGUAUAAGGAGGGAGCCAGGCCAAAAGGGAUAUGGCUUAUUUCAAAUGGAGUUGUAAAGUGGACAAGUAAGGGUUUGAUGAAUAAGCAUUCGCUGCAUCCAACAUUUACCCAUGGGAGUACUUUGGGCCUUUAUGAAACCCUAAUUGGAAAGCCUUACCUCUGCAACUUGAUCACCGAAUCUGUUGUGCAUUGCUUUUUCAUUGAAUCAGAAAAGUUACUUUCAGUACUCAGAAUGGAUCCUACAAUUGAGGAUUUCUUGUGGCAGGAAAGUGCUAUAGUCGUAGCCAAACUCUUAUUUCCUCAAAAAUUUGAGAAAAUGCCAAUGCAAGAAUUGAGGGCUCUUGUUGCAGAAAGGUCAACCAUGAACAUUUAUUUAAGUGGAGAAGUCAUAGAGAUACCUCCUCAUUCUGUUGCCUUCAUAUUGGAGGGCUUUGUCAAAACCCAAUAUAGAAAAGAAGAUUUGGUUACUUCUCCAGCAGUAUUGCUGCCCUCUCAUGCAGAACAGAGGCUUUCAUGUUCAGAUGGAAGAUUAAGCAGUUUUCGUCAAGGGGCUUAUUAUCAAGUGGAGACAAGAUCAAGAGUCAUCUUCUUUGAUGUGGCUGCAGUGCAAACUGAUGGUCCCUUGCAAAGAGGAUCUGGAUCUUGGAUUUCGAAUUCUUAUGAUCUUCCAGGUCGUCCAAUUCAUGAACAUGACGGUCUCAUGAGUUGGCCUGAGCAUUUCUAUAUGUCAAGAAAGCAUUCUGAUAACCCCAAUGGAGUUAAAAAUCGUUCAAGGCAAUUCUCGGCAAGGGCCAUGGAGCUAGGCAUAUUUGGUAGCAUGGUGAGUGAUGGCCAAUGUCCCCGAAGAUUCCCUUGGAGUUAUAGUCCAAAGCCAGCGCAUAGUCUCUCGUAUCCAAGAGUUCCCUUGAAGUCUACCAAGCAAACCACUGCUCGACCCCUCAUGUCUGCAAAAUCAGAAGGAGCCACCAUGAACAAGCAUUUUAUAACAAAAGACCUCGAGCAACAAACACAACCAGUUACGACCCUUCCUGGGAAAAGCAGGGAAAUUGAGGAUGAUUCAAGUGAUGAAUCAGGUGGAGAAGAUGACCACAUUGUGAGAAUUGACUCCCCUAGUAGACUUUCCUUUCACCAAUACUCAUGAUUUUUUGCUUUGAUCGCUAUGUUUUAGGAGCCUACUUGUGUAUUAUAGUCUUUGGUUAACUCUCUCAUUUAAAGACAACACACCUUGGGCCCAA
Molecule: messenger RNA, 4427 nt
Organism: Amborella trichopoda
Lineage: Eukaryota; Viridiplantae; Streptophyta; Magnoliopsida; Amborellales; Amborellaceae
Source: RefSeq, a predicted model, not a curated record